GGUGAACUGCAUAGUAUGGCUCUAAACGGCUGUCGCACUGCUGCCAUAGACAUGAUCGCUGUGGGAACAUGUAGCGGGUCUGCGCUCCAGAGACUUGCAACGGAUGCUGCGAGAUACUGGAGACAGAGUCUGUCGCCGUGGAUGGGAUACAUGCGGCGGCAGCAGCGUCAGAUGUCAUCGCAGGUGGUGGCAGAUACGAUCGUUUACGACAAGAGUGCACCGCGCUUCGGCCGAAUAAAGUUGACGUCGUCCUGUGAUCUCAGAGUGAUUCCGCACGUCCAGGCGGCGCCACUUUAUGACGAUCGAAUUCGAUUGCGGGUGGUCAGGGGGAACAGAACUGCGGACGAUGUUGAGGGCGAGCUGGUGAAGUUGAACAUCACUAGCAGGAAGUCGGAACCAGAGUUCAGUCUAGAGGGCACACUUGAUCGCUUGUCUAGUGAUAGUUGCCUGAUGACUGAACUAGAGUUACCGCCACAAUAUGAUGUGCAACUGUACAUGAAAGCGAAUUCUAACCUACACAUUGCCAGCAUGGAGAGCAAUGUAUGCACUCUGCAUAUUAAUAGAGGGCGCUGUACACUUGCCAGUGUUAAGGUAGGGAGGCUGAGCGUGAUGUCAAUGAGUGGUGAUGUCAGUCUGCUCGGGCUUGCUCAGGGUGACAUCGCCAUCACGGCUCAACAGAAUGGUAAUGUGAGUGCAGAUCGAUUACAAGGAAAUCACAUUUCUGUCCACACGGAGAAAGGAGACGUCAGUGCGAAAGCUGUUUAUGCUGAUCAGUCCUCAUUCACGACUGAGAGCGGUAAUCUCUGUUUGGGAAAUCUACAUGGAACCUGCACAGUGUCAGCAGAUGUAGGAUCAGACAUAGUUAUUGGUACACUGGAUGGUGACUUGAAGCUGUCAAGCAAAGGCGAUGUGGAUAUCCAUGUUUCAAGGACACAGGACACUCAUCUAUCUUCUGAAGGUUGCAUUACGAUGAAGCUGGACAACAGCAUCCGUGGAAGCAUGCAGCUAACUGCUUCUGAAGUUAACGUUGAUAACUCCUUCGUGAAGACAGAGGACGUUGAAGAAGAGAAACAAUCUGAGGAUGGACAGUCAAAGACAUACACACUGGAUGUGAAUGGACCGGGCCCUUCCAGCAUAACUGCGCAAGCGAGGUGCAUAAAUGUUAGUAAGCAGAACUGGUUAUCGGCUCUCAACUUGACGCUGCCCGAUCCAUAGAGCCAUAGACAAGGGGAUGACAGAUGUUCAGAUUGUAACUGAGCUCAGUCUGUGACAGGACUGAUUAUGUGAUUGAUGAAUUCAUAAUUUCUGUCGUUAGAAUGUGGCACAAUCUGCAAGGCACAGUGUGAUAUUUGAAUGACAUUGAAAGCCUAAUAAUGUAUAAACAAACACAUAGAGUCAGCCAUUGUACAUGAUGUGCCACAGAUACCUGGUUGUGGAAGGUGAGCAAAAGUAUGUUGGACGUUUUGCAUUUUAAUUGUUUGGUUUUCUCUGCUGUGACUUAAUUAUGCUUUUAGCACACAUGCAUUCACCAUUAUUACAGUCACACAAUAUUUUCACGAUCUUGCAAUGCAUUAUUUAGAAGUACUGAUUGUGAGCUCAUGUCUGUGUCGAAAAAUAAAUUAAACUCAUUUAUA
This is a messenger RNA of Priapulus caudatus, 1634 nucleotides long. Its product is annotated as protein FAM185A-like. The transcript is spliced from 9 exons. The coding region runs from base 16 to 1215 and encodes 399 amino acids. The record is from RefSeq and is a predicted model, not a curated record. Lineage: Eukaryota; Metazoa; Priapulida; Priapulimorpha; Priapulimorphida; Priapulidae.